AUGGCGUUCGGCGAUCCCGAGGCGGUGCGGGUGACGGGGGAGGUGCGGCUGAGUGCGGACGAGUCGCACUUGUUCAGCACUCUGAGGGACGUGGUGUCGCACUACGGACUGGGCACACAGCUGCGCGUGGCGGGUGGAUGGGUGCGCGAUAAGCUGAUCGGGCGCGACUGCAUAGACAUUGACAUAGCUCUGGACAACCUGCUGGGGAGGGAGUUUGCAGAGAAGGUCACCGAAUACCUCAAGGAGCGAGGGGAGGUCGUGCGGGGCGUGGGGGUCAUCCAGAAGAACCCCGACCAGUCGAAGCACCUGGAGACGGCAACGAUGAUGAUUCACGGCAUGUGGAUCGACUUUGUGAACCUGCGGGCCGAGGAGUACGCCCACGACUCCAGAAUCCCUCACACCAUUGAGUUUGGGACAGCAGAGGAGGAUGCUCUGAGAAGGGAUUUGACGAUCAACAGCAUGUUUUACAACAUCAGCACGGAGCAAAUCGAGGACCCCACUGGGCGAGGAAUCGCUGACCUGAAUGGGGGCAUCAUUCGCACGCCUCUCCCUCCCCACCAGACCUUUCUCGACGACCCUCUCCGAGUGCUUCGGGCUGUCAGGUUCGCUGCCCGAUUCGGCUUCUCAUUGGACGAGGAGUUGCGGGCAGCUGCAGCUUCGGAGGAGGUUCGGACAGCGCUAGGAAACAAAGUCAGCAAAGAGAGGAUCGGAAAAGAGGUGGAGCUGAUGCUGAAAUCACGCGAUCCCUACGCAGCUAUAUCUUUGGUGGUCGACCUCAACCUCUUCCCCACCGUCUUCCCGCUCCCCCACGCCCCCUCGCACACUGCUGAUGUGCCCCCUGACGACGAGUUACCUGGCCUCUGUGAAGCUUCAUUUGCAGCCACUUGCACACGCCUGCACCAAUGGGAGAAACACCUGCCCCAGGCUCUGAUUGAUCACUUGUCGGACCUUAGUGUGGGGCUGCUGCUGGCGGCGCUGCUGAUGCCUCUCAGGCACGCCCACUACCUGGAUAAGAAGAAGAAAGAGGUGCCAUUUGCACAACACAUUGUUUUGGACUCACUCAAGCUCAAACGAGCAUAUGCUGACAUGGUGGUGCUGCUGCAUGCAGCAGCGGAGGACUUCACUGCCCUGGCGCCCCUGCUGGCCACAGCAGGGGCAGAGGGAGCAGGGGCAGCAGUAGGAGGAGUGGGUGAUGAAGCUCGAGCUCUCACGCUGAUCCAACCCCCACAUGAGGAGUUCCGAGGCAACCCAAGAGUGCUGGCAGGUGCGCUGGGUGCUGGCAGGCAAGCUCCUCCGCAAGGUGAAGGGCUGCUGGCCGUCCGCUGUGCUGCUAGCGUCCACUCUGCCCCUUGCUCUGAAGCCCUUCUUCCCAAACCCCCCCUGCUGCCCCCCUUCACUCAAAUCCACCUGUCCUUCGAAAUCCCCUCUCCUCCCUCCCCAGGCAAGCUGCUCCGCAAGGUGAAGGGCUGCUGGCCAUCCGCUGUGCUGCUGGCCUCGACUCUGCCGCCCGUUUCAUCGGCCGCCCGCAGUGAACAGUGUGGGCGGGAGGGGGAGGGGGCAAAGGGGGAGAGAGGCGAGGGAGAGAGGGAAGAGGAGGAUUGCAAGAGGAGGCGGAUGGAGGGGAAGGAAGGGGGUGCAGGAGAGGAUGUGGGGAGUGGAAGGAAGGGGUGUGAGCAGAGCGAGUUUUAUCUGCAAGUUCUACAAGCGGUGCAUGCCAUGGGUAUGUACUUGUAUUGA
Molecule: messenger RNA, 1737 nt
Organism: Closterium sp. NIES-65
Lineage: Eukaryota; Viridiplantae; Streptophyta; Zygnematophyceae; Desmidiales; Closteriaceae
Source: the annotation of a GenBank genome assembly